AUGUCUGGGGCGGAAAGAAGCAGCAGCAGAGGUGUUUUGGGUUGGGUUCGGCAGAGCAGCGUCAAAAGGUUUGGAUCAAGGGAAGUUAGCGGAACUCCGAGAGAGGAUCGCCGUGCGGAGAACGGCAUUGUCUGUACAUCUCAGCCAGCAGCAGACAACGACGCAUAUACCGCAGCCCCCAGCAAAAGAGAUCAUUCACUCGCAGCGAUGUUUAGAUCGGUCUCCAGCAGAGCCCAACUCAAAGAUGAAAUCCGCGAAAAUGCACACGACGACGAGACAGCCGCAGGCAUGCGACGGGCCCACACAGCACAGUCCCUGAAUAUGGCAGGCGAGGAAUUGCCCCAAUUAAAAGAUGCGAACAGUGCGGAGAAAGAGACACAGGGGGGGAAAUCAAAAAGGAUCGGGAGCUCCACGGGACUCAGCCGUAUUGGCAGCUUCUUAACGAGGAGUUUCAGCAGACACCGAAGCCGCAGCAGCCGCCAUUCAAAAAAACAAGACGAGAGGGUUCGGCCUGCUGAAGGAGAGGCUGCCGAAGUACCCAAUUUUUCUGCUGCUGACUGGCUGGGAAAAUUUGAACGAGAAGGAGGUGGAGCUGCUUCAGGUGUCAUGUCGCUUUGUGGGGGAGCCUUGGAAGCAGUAGCCACUCAUUUGGAUGAGUUAGAAAAGAACAUACGAAGCAUACAGCAGAGCGAGCAGCACCAGCAACAACAAAGGCAGCAGCAGCAACAACAACAGCAGAAACAACGGCAGCAAGAAGACUCAGCCGAUGCUGCCCAGGGAGUAGCUGAAAUGCUUGCAGCAGCAAGGCAGAAGAUGGAUGAAGAAGAUGAAAGGGUCUUCAGCCAAAUGAAGUACCACGGUGAACAACUCGUUAUCGGGGAACUGCAGCAAAUGAUAGCCACAGUCAAGAAUAUCAUGCUUGGGAUUAAAUAUGCCGCGUAUUCAGACACCGCAGUUCAACAUGAUCUGCAGGGAGAAGAAAAACAGAUGCAGGCCUGGCAGGAGCCACGCGGCGCCCUACGCCAAAACCGAAACUGUCUAGAGGCCCUUUAUGCACGGGUUCGUUCAACAAGGGAUGAAGUGCUUCUGAACUACCACGAGGAGUGUAUUCGUCUGAAUCAAAAUGUACAGCUUCUGAUGGACCGCAUAACAACUACUGUCGCGGAGGUCUUUGCAGAGUUUGAAACACUGCCAUCUCUGGAAACGCUUUACGGGAAGCAUGAGAUCAACAACCUGGAGCAGAAACGCAUGCGUCUAGGGGCUGAGCUGCGCUCUAAAGGCAACAGCAGUUGGGCCGCGAAUCAUCAGCUGGCGUUUGGCCGCCUGCCGCCCUUCAUAGCGCGUCUACAACUGUAUGCACUGAAUUUGCCGUCUUUCUCAGAGAAGAGGUAUGAGCAGGAGAGUGUUCAAAAGGACGCGGAGGCUUCAAAUGGCCCUUCAGGUGUAAAGACAUCUCAACUAUUCACUCCCGUAACUCUGCAACAGUGCCUCCCGCGAAAAAGUUGCGUCAAUACGGUGCCUCCUGGCCUGGCUCUUGUGGCAACUGAGGCGGAAAUCAAACGGUACGAAUCUCAACUGUGGGGGGAAGAGCCCUCUGGCACCCCGGGAGAGGGUGGUUUCGGCAGCUUUCGCGUAUUUGAACAAUGGCUUGUAGACGCGAUGAAGUGGCAAUGGAGGGAUGCCUUUAUGUACUCCAAGUUGCAUGCACGACAUGGGUCGUUGCAGGAGAUGAUCAAGGAGAAGCAACGUGACAUUCAAGAGGCCGUCCGCUUGCGACUCAAACAAUUAUGGUGGGGAAGGACAGUCGAAAUGCAGGCUUUUUAUGUAACGCAUGCUGCUACAGCGUUUAUGCGAGACUUGCAGGGGGUUGAAGGGCUGCAUGCAGUCGCUGCGGAGGAGGGAAAGAAGAAAGAGGAAGUGGAGGGGGGGUUUGAAGGGGCCGGGGCGGUUGUUGAAACGCUUCGCCUCAGGAGUGGCCGGGAGGCCGAAAUCGCGUUGAUGCAUGCGGAAGACAUGAGGGCGUCUGUCUUGCGCGUCGUUGGAAACCCGGCAUACAGACAUUUCAGUCGAACACUGGAGGAGUUCAACGCCCGGCCGUCUGAUGCAACAGCGCACAUCCGUUUGCUGAAACACCAAAUGGAAAGAGCUGGAAAAAUCACGAGGCGAUUUGAGGAUGCCAUGGAGGGAAAGGAUGGCUACGAAACCCUAGAAAGGGAGUGCUGUCAGUUAGAGGCGGCCUUGGCGCUUCUGGAAGAGGAGGCUAAAACUCUUGAACAUAAACUCUCUUUUAGACAGACCCAACUUAGUGCGAAGCGACAAGGUCUCACGCACUCCCUCGAGCAGCUUUCCGCGGCCUUCGACUCAGACAACAAAAAAUUAGCAGCCAUUGAAGCGCAGUGGGACUCAGCCGAAAAUAUCGGUCAGCUACUUCAUGAUUUGCUGCCGACAGCAGACGAGAUAGCGGCAUGCAAGCACAAACUUGCAGAGGAGAAGAAGCAACUGGAGACGGAAAAAGAGGAAAUUAAGGCAGAACGACAGCGGCUACAGGCAAUGCGUGAAGUGUAUGAGAAGACGAAACAAUCAGCUAAUACGAAAGGCUCCCCUGCUUCUGGUCAUCUUCUACCUCAGACACGUGCUGACCUUAACAUACCCCAAAACCCAACUUCUCCCCUAGCAGAAGUGCAGGAAACAGACACGCGAGUCUCUAGGACCCCCUCAAAGUCUUUUGUCGGCCGCCUCUUCGGCGUGUCUUCUCGUCCCUCCACUCCCAGAAGGCCAAAGGGAGCAGCUCACGGUGCAGCCGCUGCAGCAGCAGAAACGCUGCAGCACUCCGCAACACGACGACGGGGUUCUGUUGACGGUCUGCCUGAACAGGAGGAUCUGCUUGCUUUAAAGCACGGUCAUUCCUCCCCAGGGCUUCUCGAUAAGCUCCCUUUGCGUGCGUCCAAAGAAGGCAGCAGCGGCGAACGUCUGGCGCUUGCUACCUCGCAGCAAACCAACGCAGAACAAAGUACGCACGACUUGCCUGGGCUCCCAUUGCAUGCGCUUUCUUCCCCUUCCUCGUUGACAUUGGAGAGAGACGAACGCCAGACCCCUUCAACUCCCUCUUUGGCUGUCGCAGCCUCUCCAGCGAAGGAAGCAGAGCCGCACUACACCACUGAAACACAAAAUGCAGAGGACGAAAAAUUACGUGAAUUCUCAAGGGAGGAUGCAGAGACGCCGAAGCGGAGGAAAUCGAAGAAUGCAGCGGGGGCCGGGGCGUCUCGCAGAGGCAGCCGGAAGAAGAAGAGUAUGUACAGCAAGCUAAGGAGUGCUUUUUCUUUGUCCCACAGCAGCAAGAAAGGGAGCAAGAACGCUGAACCUGCACAGCCACUACUAGAACCUGUGAGCAAAGCAGGGGAACCGGAGGCAGCCUCAGAAGCACAAGAAGUUCAUUGGGUGCAAGUGGGCAGUCAGAGUUCUGUCUUAGCCACCAUUCCGAAUAUCUUUGAAAGCGAUAGUGAAGGGCAAAAAGGCUUCGAACCCUCCGCCUCUCCGGGCACCGCCAGCGCAGCGUAUUCAAUGAUGGUCUGCGCAUCCAGCAGGUCCGAAGGCAGCAGCAUCAUCAGCAACUGCAGCAGCCAACCCGCUUCUCCAGGUGCGAUGCAGCAGCAGGAGUCAGCAGCAGGAACAGAAUCCCCAGGGCGUCUCAGCAGAACCGCCACUCACCUUACCUUGACAGCGGUUGGUAGGGGAGUAGGCGGAGAGGCCUCGCCUGCAUUUUCUCUUGCAGAGUCCUUCCGCCGGGCGUCUCCAGACCAUCGGGCAGAGGAGGGAACAAAGAAAAGAGAGGGGCUUCAAAGCUCAUCUUCGCUUUCUAAACAUGUUCCUCCUCUUUCAACAGAAAUGGAGGCGAACAAAUUCCCCUCUGACUCGUCCGAGCAGAAGGAACACUCGCCUCAGUUCGGCAAUACGGAUUCAAAUUCCAACGAAGACGAACUUGAAGAAGUGGAAAUGUUGAUGAGAUCAACUGCAUCAGAUGGUGACAGACACAAAGCAAUGGAAUAUCAGGCAGAACAUGUUACAGCCACCCGGGCUGCAGCGGGCCCUCUCGUGCCUUUCCCUUCUUUGUCUGUUGGCUCCCCUUCUGAUUUCCGGUCGGGAGUUGAGAGUUUGACGAUCGCCUCGGCAGAUCCAUCGUUUCAAGCAGAAGAAGCAGCAGAAGCAGGAGCAGCAGCAACAGUUUCUUCUAAGCGCCGCAGCAGCGACACCGUAAUCGCCUCGUCUGUCCACUACCCGGCAGGGGCUUCGCGUAAGUACGGCAGGAAGUCUGGCAGCAGGGCUGCUGCUUUCGAAAGGGUGUUUGCUGCUGCUGAGUUUAGGAGGCCUUCCACUGCAGGAAUCAUAGAUGAAGACGACCGCAUUGAGCUCUUUCUCUCCAACGGCCAACCCGACCUGACUGCUGCUGUCAUGAGCAGCAGUAUCUUUGCUCUUCUGGAGCCAGAAGAACGGCAACACUGCGCGCAUUUGAUGGUGAACAGCUUCGUGCAGAUACCCAAGGGCUGCAUGUUGGUGCAGCGAGGCGAAAAGGUGGACACUUUGUACUUUCUAGUGUCUGGCGAGCUCGGUAUGACAGGACCCAAUGCGGUAGAAAACAGAACAGAACACCAAACAAGCUCCGAAGCUGCACUGACACCUCCAGCAUACUCCAGUGCACGCCGGCGCAGUAGCUAUGAUGCGGAAGUUCCUCAAAACAAGUUUCCAGUCAAAAUCAGACCCGGAGCCUUCGUCUUGCCUCGAGGAUUUGUUAGAGAAGCGCAAACCAACCACUCCAUCAUGGCUCUGAGGCCCUGCACGCUGCAGAAACUCAGCUUCCACUCGUUUCAGCAAAUCAUCAGUGGCUGCGCACGUGCGGUUCGUUUCGUGGAGCGCCAGGGUAAUCCUGACGUCGUAGACGAAUUUGGCCCUGGCGACAACAUCAACGCGCUGGCCCUGCUGCAUGAUACGCCUUCUGAUGUUUCGAUUGUUGCUGCUGCUCCUGGCGGUUGCGUCGUUGCAGUACUGGAACGAAGUGAGCUGCAGGAAUCCCUUGGAGAUGCCGAGGUGAUCCUCAGCAGGCGAUUUGGAAACGGCGGUGAAAUGCAGGGAGGCAGAACGUCAGGGCUGAAUCAGCUGAAGAAACAGUUUUCCUCUCUUUGGAGUCGUCGUGGUUCUGGCUAG
Eimeria acervulina is the source of this 5199-nucleotide messenger RNA. RefSeq names its product cyclic nucleotide-binding domain-containing protein, putative. Bases 1 to 5199 code for a protein of 1732 amino acids. Lineage: Eukaryota; Apicomplexa; Conoidasida; Eucoccidiorida; Eimeriidae. The transcript is spliced from 9 exons. The record is from RefSeq and is a predicted model, not a curated record.